UUUUUCAAUCUCAAUCCAACGUUCGACUAUCACACCAUCAAGCGUCUUCUCGAUCAACUCUUCAGUGUAGAUGCUGAGGGUCUCAGUACGCACGCCCUUACGGACUCGGUGCUUUCACAGCCUGACACAGGGACCAUGAUCAAGACUGAUGGAGAGGAUAGCGGCCCAUAUGCAUUCUUGAGCGUUUUGAAUAUCGGCGUACACAACGACAACAUGUCGAUAAAGUUGCUCAGUGAGUACAUUCUAGCAAAAUCGAAAGGAGACAAUGCCUUCCACGAAUCACUAUCGACAAUACUGCGUGAUCCGCAGUGUCAAGUAGGACUCGUUCUAUGCAAAAGGCUGAUCCAUAUGCCGAUGCCAGUGCUACCUCCCGUGUACUGUAUGCUCGUGGAUGAGAUCAAGAAUGCAGUUGAA
Molecule: messenger RNA, 414 nt
Organism: Suillus plorans
Lineage: Eukaryota; Fungi; Basidiomycota; Agaricomycetes; Boletales; Suillaceae
Product: BCP1 family
Exons: 2
Cellular component (GO): nucleus
Source: RefSeq, a predicted model, not a curated record